Messenger RNA from Botrytis deweyae, 1253 nucleotides. RefSeq lists its product as uncharacterized. Gene Ontology annotation, cellular component: actin cortical patch; F-actin capping protein complex. The coding region runs from base 1 to 819 and encodes 272 amino acids. The transcript has 7 exons. NCBI's taxonomy places the organism in Eukaryota, Fungi, Ascomycota, Leotiomycetes, Helotiales, Sclerotiniaceae. Gene Ontology annotation, molecular function: actin filament binding. The record is from RefSeq and is a predicted model, not a curated record. Gene Ontology annotation, biological process: barbed-end actin filament capping; actin cytoskeleton organization.
AUGUCCUCACAAAUAGAAACCAUCUCUGCCUUUGUGGAAGGAGCUCCACCAGGAGAGCUCGCAGAUGUCAUAGCUGAUAUCAAGGCUUUGACCAUCGACACACCGAAUCUUGUCUCGGAACUCGGUCCUGCAUUCGAGAGAUAUAACGAGGAACAAUUUGCUACAGUCAAACUUCCCGGAAGCAGUCAAAAUGUUAUAAUCAGUUCCUAUAAUUCUCUGGGGGAUGGAAGAUACUACGAUGUCGAGAGUUCAUCUAGUUUUGUUUUCGAUCACACUACGCAGAAAGCGAGUGCGGUGCAAAGUUAUGUCCUAGAGGGCAGUCAAGCAGAUCUUGUUAAGUCGAUCCUCAAGAGCUUGGGUCCGCAUGUAGCAGAGCAUUUUCCAAAUGCAUCAUACGGCGCUUUUCCCAUUGAAAACGAUUCGAAGAUCGCAAUACUUGUUGUUGCUAAUAAAUACAGCCCAAACAACUUCUGGAACGGUCGCUGGCGCUCGUUGUAUAUAUAUGAAACCUUAAACUCCUCUCUCACUGGCAGCAUCAAGGUCGAUGUUCACUACUACGAAGAUGGAAAUGUUCGACUUCUUACUACCAAGCCUAUCUCAGCAACAGCAUUAUCGUCGGCUAGCAGCAUUGUACGAGAAAUUGCCGGCGCUGAAAAGAAAUAUCAGGAAGAGAUCAACAAAGGAUUCAAUAAUUUGAGCGAAGGAGCAUUCAAAGGAUUAAGAAGACAAUUGCCCAUUACCAGACAAAAGAUUGAAUGGGAUAAGAUUGCAGGUUAUAGAUUAGGACAGGAUAUUGGGGGUGGAAGUUCUAGAAGAUAGAUGUGAGAUAUGAGUUGGGAGGAGAUAAUAAGGCAGGCGAGGUGGAGAUUGAUAUGAUCUGAUUGUUAGCAAAGGAGAAUGCGAUGACAAGUUGAAUGGAAAGUUUUCUGAAUUGGGAUAUGAAAUUGUAGAGUGGAUUACGGUCAUGUGGAGUGGAAUUUGGGACCAUGGUCUCUCGAGGUCUUUUCGAUACUUUACGUGUUCAUCGCCCACUCUUCUCUUCUCCUCUCUUCUCUUCUCUUCUUUUCACAAACCUUCAACAUGAGGAUUCGCGGAUCGGAUAUCAAGAAAACCGUCCAUAGAUGUUACUCGGGCGACAAGGGAAAGAAUUAAAUAUCAAGUUUACACUCAUCCACUCUGUGCCCAAGGAUCUCCACGGAAACUCGGGAGUUGUCCUCUUCCUUUCCAAAUAUACUUUCCAGAAUAAUCCACUG